CAAGGAAGUGAUACUGUCUUGUUUUGGUUUUUGCUUCUUGGCUUUUGACGUUUCAUGUUUUGCUCGCACACAUAAGGACGCGACAGGGGCGUGGGGCAAAAUAACGGUGGUACUUAAAUCGCAACUUCUAAUAUGCUGUAUGAAUUCAGUAUAUGACAGAGCAUAUACAUAUGCAGAUACCUGUUGUUGCAUCAUUUAAAGAGGGACUAAAGCAAUUUGACUCGAGUGCUUACCGUGGCAUGGUGCUAGAGAGAGCAGACAUUGCCAGCGCGACCUGGUCGAAAGAUCUGCAUCAGUGGCGUUAUGAAAUUACUCUUUCUUGCCUGCCUAAGUCCAAAAACGGGGAACUGCACCACAGCUGAGAGGAUAAGGGCUCACGUUGAAUCUGCAGGCCACACUUGUGUGCUUCGAGAUGCAUCAGAAUUCAAAUCUUCUGCUGAGGUGGCCAAGUUGGUCACUCAGAAACCUCCCUUCGAUGGUGCACUGGCCAUUCAUCUGUACAAAGCAGGGAGGCUGCUCUUGGAUGUCCCCGUGCCCUUUGGUGUUGUCUUUGGAGGAACAGAUAUCAAUGAGGAUGUGAAAGUGGAGCACAAGCUCGUGGUUAUGAAGCAGGUGCUGCUGAAAGCCAGGUUUGCUGUCGCCUUCACUGCCAAGAUGAAACAAAUGGCAUAUGUAGUCCUGCGUUCCCCGAGCAGCAAGAUCUACAUUCAGCCCCAAGGCAUUAGGACUGAGGCCACGGAGAAAUUCUCCUGGGGUGAAUUCUUGAAGAGCUCAGGUUUGAGCGGCGCCCGUGCGGAGCAGCAUCGCGUCUUCCUGUUGGUCUGUGGACUGAGGAGGGUGAAGGACCCUCUCUACCUGGCGGAGGUGUUCACAGAAUGGCACCGUGAGGAUCCUCUCAAUGUCCUGGUUAUAAUCGGACCAGAGAUUGAUUCUGCGCUCACAGAGGAGGUGGAGGCCGUUGCCCAAAGGCGGGCCGGGGUCUUCCUGGCCCAGGGGAGGAGCCAGCGGGAACUGCAUGCGGUGGUGCGGAGGUGCUUCGCCGUGGUCAACAGCUCCAUCUCGGAGGGCAUGUCGGCGGCCAUCUUGGAGGCCAUGCAUCUGGAGGUGCCUGUGGUGGCCAGGGACAUCCCGGGCAACGCUGCGGUCGUCCAGCACGAGGUCACCGGCCUGCUGUACUCCAGCCCGCAGGAGUUUGUUUGCCAGUCGCAGAGGCUUCUGUCGGACGGGGAGCUGAGGGGCAGGCUGGUGAGGACGGCCAAGCUGUACGUAGAGCAGCAGCACAGCGUGGAGCGGGAGAGGGAGACCUACCACCGCCUGGUCCAGAGCCUGCAGUGAGACCACAACCUUCUCAGGAACCCAGACCCACCAAAAUGUAUGGAACUCAGAAGGGUUUUUUUCGUAAUAGCCCACUCAGGAUUCACAGAGUGCCUUUCUAUGGAAAACAUGUUUACGCAAAGUCGAUCCAAGACAUUAGCUUUAAAAGAAGGAUGUUUCACGUUUCUGGUUCCAAUAAGCAAUGUUAUUAAAUGUCUGAGAGAAUUCAGGAAAUAUAAAAAAUAUACAUUAUGUAUCAUGUGUCUGUAGAACAUAUCGCCAACAAAGUCUUAAUAAUGCUGGUAUAUUUAAACCAAAGAGUUGAAGUGGGUGCAAUGCAAUUAUUAAUCUUUUGGUCUAUCUAUUUUGGGUAAAACAUUUUAUGCCAAUAAAUCUUUAAACAAUAUGCAUUAAAAGUGACUUUACUCUUCUAAA
Messenger RNA from Gadus macrocephalus (Pacific cod), 1749 nucleotides. It is a transcript of the gene glt1d1, whose product is annotated as glycosyltransferase 1 domain containing 1. The transcript is spliced from 13 exons. NCBI's taxonomy places the organism in Eukaryota, Metazoa, Chordata, Actinopteri, Gadiformes, Gadidae. The record is from RefSeq and is a predicted model, not a curated record. The coding region runs from base 304 to 1335 and encodes 343 amino acids. Gene Ontology annotation, molecular function: glycosyltransferase activity.